UUCACGCACGACCCAAUCCCGAAGUAGCCAACGGAAACACCUGCAUGAUACUGGAACAGGAUAAAGAAUUGACUAAUUAUCAUAAAACGUAUUAUAUUUUACUAUUUGUUAAGUUUACAUUGUAAGUACUAGCACAAGAUGACCACGAGUACACGUAUCAAUUGGGGAGAGUUGUUUCCCACCCGAAAGAGUGUCUUCAUUUUCCUUACGUACAUGUCACUGUUUGUUAGCCAGGGCAUUCUGGUGACGGCAUCCCAGCGUGCCGAUAAUUCAUACAGCUACAAUACGGUUCUGGUGGUUCUGCUGACGGAAGUGCUGAAACUAGUGAUAUCAGCCGGUCUUUACUGCCGCGAAAACAGCUUCGUAUCGCUUAUCGCACGAAUUGUGGAGGGCAGUAGUGUGUUGCUUUUGUACUUUGUUCCUGCUUUUCUCUACUGUCUGUACAAUAAUUUAGCGUUCGUUAAUCUCUCGACUUUCGACCCAACGACGUACUACUUACUGUUGCAGUUGCGCGUCGUAAUCACGGGCGUAUUGUUUCAGAUCAUAUUUAAGAAAUAUCUCAGCAGAAAGCAAUGGUUUUCUCUACUGCUUUUGACGGUCGGUUGCAUGCUGAAACAAUGGAACUUUUCAAGUCUGUUUUUGGCAAACCCACACGAAACACCACAAACCGAGGGUGCCAACAAUGCAGCAGUGAAGUCGCAGCCUAUGCCAGAUACGCCGUUAGAAACCGGUGUAGAUGGGACAUUCCGUGGUAAAAACAUCUCCGGGUUUGACUUGAGCUUCAGCGCCGUAUUCAUCCUGGUGCAGACAGUUUGUUCUUGCUUGGCGGGAGUGUACAACGAGUACCUGCUGAAGCGGAAAGGAUCGGACAUUAAUAUCUAUGUACAAAAUGUGUUCAUGUAUCUCGAUUCCAUCGUCUGCAACCUGCUUCUGUUGCUGCUGCAAGGCGAACUAGUGAGUGUUUUUACCGGUGACCAUUUACGAGAGGUGGCACGGUUCGAGGUGCUGAUUAUUAUGCUGAAUAAUGCUGCCAUCGGUAUCAUAACCAGCUUCUUUCUCAAGUACAUGAACUCGAUUCUGAAAACGUUUGCCAGUGCGCUCGAGCUGAUGUUUACUGCUGUUCUGUGCUACUUGCUGUUUGCAAUACCGAUCUAUGUGAACACAAUGCUCGCGAUCGCCGUUGUAUCGUACGCAAUCUAUCUGUACUCUCUAAAUCCAGUGGUGAAUCUGGCCACCAGCAAUAGCACUGGGGGUACUAGGUCCUCGUUGAAUGCGGACGAUCGGAAGACAUUGCUCAAAAGCGGUAGUAAACGAAACCGAUCAGGUGAUGUGAACUUAAGCGAUACGGAAGACGAAAACGAUCAUCGGAUGAGCGAAGUGUGAUGUGAACCUCACCGAUAGUUACAACAGGUGUAUUCAAGCAUACUUUUUAUACACGCACGACUCUCAGAAGCGUGUGGCAUAUUUAUUGUCCUUCAAAAGUGCGAUGAAGAUUUGUGGUAGACACCCGCAAAGCGAUUACGAACAAAGAUGCGAUCAUAGCACUUCAGAAGUGUAGAGUAACGUACGAGAAGAAACUUGUAUUACUCAACAAAUUUCGUGUAUUACCAUUAUUUUCACCAGUGAUGAAGCAUUCUAUUUUAAGUGGUAUACAUAUGCUACUGUUACUGCUUAUAAUAACCAGCACCUACCGGUGUUUAGAGCAGUGGAUGAAUUUUCUAGACUAUUUCAAUAUAUUUUGUACAGACUAUUUUCAAAUCAAUGUUUUCAAACAUACAGUAGUAUGUACAUUAGGCUACAUUUUCAUUUGGAUAUGAUCCAUUUUCUAGAAAAGUGUGUCCCACAGACGGUAAAUCCCUGAGGAUACUUA
Anopheles cruzii is the source of this 1870-nucleotide messenger RNA. RefSeq names its product UDP-galactose transporter senju (gene senju). Bases 139 to 1383 code for a protein of 414 amino acids. Gene Ontology annotation, cellular component: Golgi membrane. Gene Ontology annotation, biological process: pyrimidine nucleotide-sugar transmembrane transport. The transcript is spliced from 4 exons. Gene Ontology annotation, molecular function: UDP-galactose transmembrane transporter activity. The record is from RefSeq and is a predicted model, not a curated record. NCBI's taxonomy places the organism in Eukaryota, Metazoa, Arthropoda, Insecta, Diptera, Culicidae.